Papaver somniferum (opium poppy) is the source of this 762-nucleotide messenger RNA. RefSeq lists its product as uncharacterized. Bases 1 to 762 code for a protein of 253 amino acids. The record is from RefSeq and is a predicted model, not a curated record. The transcript has a single exon. Lineage: Eukaryota; Viridiplantae; Streptophyta; Magnoliopsida; Ranunculales; Papaveraceae.
AUGGGGCUGAAGUUGAUAGAAAAUAAUAUUGGGUUCACAUGGCCAUUCCUUGCUGAAGAUGAUUUGCAAGUAAUUGAAAUUGAUACCAACAUAAUGGUAUUCAAGUUCAAAGAUUUGGAUACUCUUAAAAAGAUCUUUGUAACAAGACCAUGGAGUAUAACUGGGUAUCUUGUAAUGCUGCAUCACUACAAUCCAACUAUCCCAUAUCAAGAACUGGAUUGGACUAACCAAGCCUUCUGGAUCCAACUAAGGCAUCUGCUGCUAGAACACUUAAAGGUGGAUACUGUAAGGAAAAUUGGGGCUCUUAUGGGAGAAGUUAUUGUUGUUGAUCCUGAAGAUGUAAUUCCAAAAGCUGGAGAUCCUGUGAAAGUGUGUGUUAUGCUUGAUGUUAACAAACCAUUAAGAAGGGGAGUCUUGGUUAUGACUGAAGCAGGUUGCACAAGAUGGAUUAGAUUCUUCUAUGAAAAACAACCUAACAAGGUUUGUAAUGACUGCUUUAUCCUCAACCAUAAGAAGGGUGUAUGCAAAGCUGCUGCUGAAUAUCUGGAUGCCCUGCAUAAAAAAGCCCACUACUUUGGCACUAAAAAAAUUCAAGGAAAAUGGCAGCUGACUGAACCAAGAGCUACGAUUCAGAUUCCUAAAAGAAUCCAGAGGAAUAGUAUCAAGAAGACUCCUUUUGUUCCACCACAAGAUGGUAUAAAGAUCAAUGUACCAGCAGUUAUGACUAUACUGGAGCUGAAGAUCAGGAAGAGGCAAGACUAG